This is a messenger RNA of Mytilus californianus (California mussel), 1467 nucleotides long. RefSeq names its product toll-like receptor 4. Gene Ontology annotation, cellular component: membrane. NCBI's taxonomy places the organism in Eukaryota, Metazoa, Mollusca, Bivalvia, Mytilida, Mytilidae. Gene Ontology annotation, biological process: toll-like receptor signaling pathway; immune response; inflammatory response. The coding region runs from base 19 to 1467 and encodes 482 amino acids. The record is from RefSeq and is a predicted model, not a curated record. The transcript has a single exon. Gene Ontology annotation, molecular function: transmembrane signaling receptor activity; protein binding.
UCUUCUUGUUACGGUUCAAUGUAUAAAGGAGCUCUGCAAGGAAGAAGUAAAUUAGCUAGUUUGGCAUUUGAAAAACAAAUACCGCCUAGGACACGCAGCUGGCUUAAUUUGAUAAUCGAUAUCAAAACGUUCUCUUCUUUAGAAAAACUCCUACUUACAGGCUCAUUUGAAUGUGAUGACGAAUAUUAUAAGUUGAACUACCGACUUUUCCAAAACUUGUUUUCGACACAAGUCCGAGAACUUCGCGUGAAUCACAACUGUUUCAAAGAAAUAUUACCACCUGAAGAUAUUCUCAAUGUUCCACAAACACUUCAAAUCCUGGACCUCUCCUACAAUAACCUGACGUGUUUGUGUAUUGAAAUGCAUAAUAUUUUGAUUUUGAAUUUACAACACAACGUCCUAGGUAAUUGUUUACGGAAGCAUUAUUGUCCACGAACAAAAAAUCUUCGAAUAGAAAAACUCGAUUUGUCAUUUAACGUUAUAUAUCAGUUAUCAGAUAUGAUGUUUGCUGGGCACAAAAAAUUAGAAAUUCUUAAUCUCAGUAAUAAUCUUCUAUCAGACAUUAACUUCAAUCUUUCUAAUACACCAAAAUUGCAAAUACUAGAUCUUUCAAACAAUAAUAUUACAAUCAUAUCAAAUCAGCAAGCAUUGAUGACACUGACAAAAAUGAUGGGACAAUCAACAUUCGUCAUUGACCUAUCAAAUAAUGUAUUACGUUGCAACUGUUAUACAGUAGGAUUUUUAGAAUGGAUCGUGAAUAAUUUGGAACAUUUCCGUAACAAUGAUAUUUAUAAAUGCAAUUUGGAAAACAAAACUAUCAUUACUAUGCAUAAUUUUAGGAAAAUAGUUGGACAACUAGCUAAAGAUUGUAAUUCAUAUAGUACAAUUGUAAUAAGUGUUACAUUAGGAAUUGUUGUGUUUCUAAUUACUCUUUGUGUGGGACUAAUGUAUCGCUAUAGAUGGAAACUUCGCUAUAUGUAUUAUAUGACCAAAAGUAAGUACUAUAGAUAUAAACCUGAUGAUGAUAACGAAUCUUAUACGUAUAAUGCAUUCAUUUCAUAUUCUGAUGUGGAGAAAGAUUUUGUGGUCAAAGAAUGUAUUCCAAUUCUUGAACAAGAUGAUAAAAUGAAAUUAUGCAUACAUCAUCGAGAUUUUCUUCCCGGUGAGGAAAUAUCAGUUAAUAUAACAAACGCUAUCCAUGAGAGUAAAAAGACGAUAUGCAUUAUAACCAGAUCAUUUCUGGACUCUUAUUACUGCAUGUUUGAAUUUAACAUGGCCAGAAUGGAGAGUAUUUAUUCAAGAAACGAACAAAAUAUUCUGUUUUUAGUGUUUUAUGAACAAAUUCAACCUCGAAAUCUUCCGUUGGUUAUGUUAGAACUGGUUCAAAACCAGUCGUAUAUAGAGUACCCACAUGACGAACAAGGAAAUGUUGUAUUCUGGGAAAAAGUCAAGGAAGCUAUUGCGUAA